AUGGGUUUCAGAAUCAUUAUCGUCGGUGGCGGCAUUGCUGGCCUCGCAGCGGCCAUCGCGCUUCGACAGGACAAUAGGGAGAUUAUUAUUCUCGAGCAGUCGCCUAUCAGCCAAGAGAUUGGUGCCACCAUCUCUCUCCAGCCGAAUGCGUCAAAGAUAGUCGAAGGGCAAUGGGGUCUCGCAGCAACAUUGAAAGAGCGCGGGGCCAUGGUGGAUGAGGCGUUCGAAGUGUACAAUCUCGAUGGCGAGAUGCAGAUGCGGAUUCCACUCGUAACAAAGGACAAGUAUGGUGCCGAGAGGAUGAUGUACCACCGUGCGGAUCUGCAUGAGGCGCUGAAGCACCGGGCGACAUCUCCGACAUUUCCUGGUCAAGCGGCCGUGCUUCGCACCUCAAGUAGGGUUGCCAGCUGUGAUUGUGAAACGGGUACUGUCGAACUUGCCAGCGGAGAAGUGCUCUCUGCAGAUCUGAUUAUCGGCGCAGACGGAAUAAAAAGCGCGGUCAGGGGAUGUGUUCUUGGAGGAGAGGUCAAUGCCCGGCCAACGGGGCUGUCGGCGUACAGAAUGAUGAUCCCCGCGGACGAAUUGCAACAACAAUCCGAGUUUGCGAAGGUUAUCAAUCCACGCAAAGGCUGCACUACUAUGGUCAUCGGCCAGGAUAGAAGGUUAAUCAUGGGGCCAGCAAGGAACGGCACGAUCUACAGCAUUGUCGCCCUGGUGCCGGACGAGAGCAUGAACGAGGAUUCAAGAAUCACCAGCUGGACGACAAAAGGCGACCAUGAGAAGAUGAUGAAGACGUUUGCAGACUUUCCAGACUGGGCUCAAAAGCCACUCCAGCUAGCGAAAGGAUCAGCCUUAGGGCUUUGGCAGCUUCGCGACUUAGACCCCUUGCCGACAUGGUAUCGUGGCCGUGCUAUCCUGAUCGGCGACGCCGCCCAUGCGAUGUUGCCGACUCAAGGUCAAGGCGCCAGCCAGGCCAUCGAAGAUGCGGAAGCACUUGGCGCUUUCUUUCAUGAGUUUGAGAGAACAACGCCGGUCAACUCUUUAGGAGCUGUGGCACAGGUGAACGACGCUGUUUUCCGUUGUCGAUAUGACAGGGCGACGACGAUUCAGCUAUAUAGUCGUCAGGCGGCUAAACCUGCCACCGAGCCCGGCAAUCGCAAGGUCAAUAUGAACCCCGCCGAGUUCAUGGAUUAUAACUGCUCUUAUAAUGGCGCGCGGGAUUGGUGCAAGUGA
Molecule: messenger RNA, 1233 nt
Organism: Aspergillus mulundensis
Lineage: Eukaryota; Fungi; Ascomycota; Eurotiomycetes; Eurotiales; Aspergillaceae
Exons: 2
Coding region: 1-1233 (410 amino acids)
Molecular function (GO): monooxygenase activity; FAD binding
Source: RefSeq, a predicted model, not a curated record